UUGUGGAGGCGUGUUUUCCCCCUUGUCAAGUAUGACUGUGAAAAGGCACAGCGCAGACUUUUGCAAAUGCCCGUAGCUUGUGUGAGGUUGAAGGAAGGCUGCUUUGUUCUAGAGAAAAUGACUAAUGAACUCUACGAAGACAAGAAAUGUGAAAUCUCAGCAAAACUGAACUCUUGUCAAGUACAAGGAUAUAAAGAUACACAGAUGGAAAAUACUAUCGCCGAAUUUUCUGAGCUUCUCAAUUCAACACCUAACAAUGGAGAGAGAGAGGAUGAAACAUCUAAUGGCGUCAUCUUUCAACAUGUCUGCACGUCAAGCAACUAAGUUUGGCAUGUCUAACCUAAAAAAAAGAGCUGAGAAGGUGGUAUCUGCGGCAGAAAAAAUAAGUGCCAUCAAGAACAAGCAUUUGUACUUUGCAAAGGUUGAGCAAAAGGUGUACUUACAAUCUAUUGGUCGUACUCCAGAUGGCUUUUUAACAAGCAGUAGUUCAGAAUCUGAGUGUUCUGAUGAAGAAGAUGAGGAAAUGAUACCAAAUGAAGUAAAUAACGAAAGACCGCUGGAUACUGCACAAACAUGUUUGGAAGAACCAUCAACCAUAAACCAGCCUUCGGUAAAUGAACUGGGACAUGAGUCUCCUACUAGCCAGUUUAGAAAUGACAUGCCAUCAACUGGUAGCGGUAGAAAAGAAAAAGAUUUGCCUUGUCUAGAUGUGAAUUCUGUUGUCGUCCGGGAUAUUCUUCGAGAGGUUGAGUGGAACUGGUUUGCAUUUGUAGUUCUGUUAGAGUCACGGUUUGAGAAGGAAGGAUAUUCCCAAGAAGUGUUUGAUCAAUUCCUUGUUGAUUUUGCUAGCCAGCUGCCUAACCUUGGAUUACCAAAUGACGAAUUUCAGCUAGCUGAACAGUCGCGUGCAGCAUACUUGUCAGAAGUAGCACAGAAAGAAGUACGAAUACAUGAAAUUAUCGAGGAGGUUAAUAGUGAUGACGAGAACGAUUAUGGAGGUGCUGGUGGCUGCUGCGAUGAAAGCCCUGAUGAAAGUGAGAUUCUAAGAAAGCUAAAGUUGAUUAAGGACAGGGGAAAGCGGUUAGCAAAAUCAGAAAUUGAAUUGAAGGGUUUGAAUGGAAGGCGAAAAUCUCAGAAGACAGAAAGCUCUGUUCUUGCAAGACAUCCAGAUAUUGGAGAGGUCAUGGAGAACAUUGUGAGAGAGGCAGAUGUGGGGGCAGACAAAUGGCGCCGCACUGGUGUGUACACAUUUACGGGUGACACUAAAAAAGAGAAACGUAUGACAUUUAAAAAAUUGCGAGAAAAACUUUGCCAGCACUAUGGUGAGAAGAUAAGCCAUGGAACACUCCUCCAGUUGUGUGUCAAUCGGGAUAAGCGAAGAAUGUCGAGUAAACGUUAUAAAGGUGUUGCGAACAUUAAAUACCAACGGCCGAGGAAGGGAUUUAAUCUUAAGUUCAACCCUGAUGCAAAGUGGAGUCAUAGCCUUUCCAAGAGUUUGGAUAAACUUCAAAUAGAUGGAAAGCACAUUGUUUUGUUGAAUCGAGAUGACCAAGCAGGCUUUCGGUUAGACUCAACAUUCACUCAUAAGAACAUGCCAUCCUUAAAUGUUGAUGGUCCAACUGUUACUACCCAUACUGAUUUCCUUAACAAACACCAGACACAACUACAAACAACCAGCUACAACUUCACGAAAACAAAAACUACAAGUGAAGUAUGCAUUGGUGUUGUAAAGGCAUCUGGGGUGCACCAAAAGAAUCCAUCCCAGCAUGCUGCAGAUCUGGAUAUGCUUCAAGCUAUGGACCAUCCUAAAACAGUGUUUCUACAAGAGGACUCGGGAGAAGUAAAAGAAAUCAAAUGUGUUCGUGUGGACGGAGCUUCAGAUGAGGGACCCAGUCACACAGAAGUCCAGUUCCUUUGGACUGAAAGACAUAUGAAUCGGCCAACAAAGAACACCCGUUCAAUUUAAUUGGGACUCGUUCAAUAUAAUUGGGACUAAUUGCUGUUAGCUGUUAUUGCCUGUUAUCAGCCAUUAGAGCCAAUCAGGAUCAAGAUUAUCUUUGGCUAAGAGCUAGUCUAAUGUUAUCAGAUAACAAACCCAUUAGAUCCAAUGGCAAGCUUGUUAGUGAAUAACGGGAUAACAGCUAAUAACAGCUAAUAAUACUUCACCCAUUAUACCCAAUCACAAGUUUGUUAGAGAAUAACGGGAUAAUAUGCUACAUUCCACAAGUGUGAAUUUGACCCGUGAGGUAAAAAUCUAUUUCAUGACAAGUCAUUGCAUCAUUCUCGAGUACAUACUGGAAGGUUGCACGCAUAUAUGCACAUUUGAUCCAUUACCUGCCGUGAACUCAUCUAAAACUCUUUUUGGUUUAUUUAUCAUGUUUUUGAAAAACGUCAAAAUUUUACCGUUUUCAAAUAACCGAUAGGCUUUUUAACCCAGCACCUACGAAACAGUGGAAUGUUCAAGAAUAGAACAAGAAAAUCAGAAAAUUACUUUAUGAUCUUUGAAGAAGCGUAGCUCAUAACAAGCAUGCAACUAUCCAACGAUCUCUCGAUAAUAGGUCAGUGAUACAAUAGAUGUGAAUAGGAAACAGAACAAAUCAACACUGCCCAGAGGAAGUUUAUCAGUUAUCAAGUGACAAUUGCUGACAUUCCAGCCCAUUCCUGCACGCAAAUUUCUUAGACAGUACACUAACACAUUUAUUUUCUUAAGUUAAAACGAUCUUUACACUUCCCUUUAUUUCACCUUGAUUUAACGAUGAAAUCUGUUUAGAAUGAAAAGAAAGGCAAACUUGACGUCACCUAAGGAAAAACUGCAGUUUCCGUUUUUCAUUUUGCACUAAGCAUCACUUUUUAAAGACAUAUUUAUACGUAAAAUGUAUUAACUUUUAUACAGAAAAAUUUUGAAAGGCCAGAAAGGUUUCACUCUGACACGUUUUGAGAAACCUUUUGUUUGACCAUUAUUCGGCGAUCGAUCAGAUUUAAAGGGCACAUUUUUACGCGCCCUAAAAAGUUGUUAGAAGAAAGUAGCGAGUAUAAGUCCCGGGGGUACUCGAAAAAAUUGGGUAGGGGUGCCCCGCUUCCCAAAACCCUUACCCUAUUUAUGACCAAAAUCUGCGAUUUUCCCUACCCUAUUUAUGACCUAACCAAAAAUUUGAUACCCUAUUUUGUGAAGGGCUUUUGUUGCUUGUAUUUCCUAGCCUACAAAGCAGCCGGUGGAGAGGAAGGCAAGGCGCGGAUGGAAGGAGGGGGACAUGAUAAGGAAGUAGCUUCUUCUAAAAAAGUGCAUUCAAGACUACAGUGCAAAAAUCGUUACCCUAUUUAUGACCAAAAUGGCGGCAAAAUAGGCAAAAUCGAUACCCAAUUUAUGACCAAAACGGCUGAAAAACCCUACCCUUUGGGGCCGCACAUACCUAUAUAGCCCAUAUUAGGGAGUACCCCCCCCGGGGUAUAAGUUAUUUAGUCAUACGCUCAUACGGCGGCGGGACUUGACGGAACGCAAAGAGAGCGUUACAAUCUAAUGGCAUACGAGCGACUGCAGGCAUCUCAUGACAUGUCGACUUUGAGAUAACUAUCAACGGCUUUGACUUCUUUCCAUGAGCGAGAAAACAAAAAGUAUGCAGACAGGACCAAAGCGGGAAUAUGUUAUGGCGAUAAUGGCCGCUAAUCAAGGCACCAUCAAUUGUGAUGAAUGGUGAACAAAUCUACUCUUUUUGCUGAACAUUUUAAACGGUAUUACAAAACAAACGCACUCUCUAUUUGAGUCAAGCUUGUCACAAAACCCUUUCAUUCCAAUUCAUAUUAAACAAUUACUUUCGUUAUCCGUUUUGGCGCCAAAGUCGGUACCUUUGCGCCAUCUUUAAUUCUCGUCACGUCUACUGGUGUAAAAUCGAUGUAAUGGAAACAGAAGCCUGUUCGAAGGUGCAGUAGAAAACUCAAGGUUUCUUACGAAAAGUUCUCUUAAGAAUCGACAGAUUAUAAUGCCCCCCCAAAAUAAUGUAAAACGCUUACCUCAGGUGUUACUUCAUUUUCAUCUGGAAGAAUAUAUCACAAAAAGUAUUAUGAUGUGUAUGUAUCCUUUCGCGUCCAGCAAUGGCCUUUUUUCUCGUCUCUCUUAAUUCCGGAAGUGAGUUUCGUUUACGACACCUUUCGGAAGUAAAAAUUUCGAGGACUACGCUUUCUGCUCUCAUUUUUGGACUUGCCCCAGAGCAAAAGAUUUCCCUAGGAAUUCUCCAUGUUCACAUGAAAGGACGGCUUAUGUGGGAGAGUGGGUACGCACACAAUAGCCCUUUCUGCUCUCGUUAACUUUAACAACCGGCUAAUCAACAUUUUCCGGCUGUACUCUCUUCACUAUUUGAUAUUCCCGUAUUCUUGCAUUUAAUCAAUUUUGUAUAUACAUUGUUUUAUUCAAGUAAGCAUGAUUUAAAGUAUACUACAUAUUAUUUUAGACUUUAUUUUUCCGAGCAUGGAAUUUGCUGACAAUAAGAAAACCGUGACUCAGGCUUGAAAUGUUAAGCGGCAACAUUUUUCGGUUUAUCUCUUCUCUCCCCAAUCGCGAAUUUUAACAACUUUUCUUAUCAAAUGUUUUAUUCGCGUGAAAUAUGCUACAAUAGAUCACAUUGAUUAAAACGUGUAGUCAUUAAGCAUUCUAAUGGAAGUAAAACCGUGACUUAUCGUGAAUCAGUGUGUAAAUUAAUAUAGGUACAAAAAUCAUUGUACAUAAUUGUUCUACUGGUCCACUUUGCGAUUUUAGCACAUUAAAAUUUUCUAAAAACUUGCAACAAAAAUUAUUGUCAGAUUGCCAUACUCACAAACAAAAGAAAAAACACUUCAAUAAACCAAGGGUCAAAAUUGAAGCGCCAACAUAUUUUGCAGAGUCUUUCAAAUAAUGCUAUGCCGGGCUAACAAAAUCAUAAAUCGGAGGUACAGCUGUCUCGGGUUACAACCACGAUAAAUCUCGACAAUCCUUUAUUAAUGGAUAAAUAAAUCUAGAAAUCAGUGUGCAUGCUUGACUUUAACUAUGGUAAAGAACAUUUCAUACGUAUUCGGGCUGUACAGAUUCAGCCAGUUACAACACCGGCUCAUUUUUAACCGGCCCUAUGUGUCUUCUUCAGUUUCGCAACAUGUACACAGAAAACGCCAAAAAUACUCCAAAUACAGGGAAUAGAUAAAAAUAUUUGCCACAAAAAGCGCCAAAUUUACUUUUUAUUGAUGUCAAGUUUUUCACUUGCACACUCUUAUUAUCGUCAAUGACCUCUACAUUGCGACAGAAUAUGAAUUCUGGCGCUACUUUAUCCCAGUCCUUUUUUUGAGGCCACUGAAAAAUUCCGUUUCUCUCUGUCAGAAAAUGUUCAGCAAAAAGAGUAGAUUUGUUCACCAUUCAUCACAAUUGAUGGUGCCUUGAUUAUCGGCCAUUAUCGCCAUAACAUAUUCCCGCUUUGGUCCUGUCUGCAUACUUUUUGGUUUCUCGCACAUGGAAAGAAUUCAAAGCCGUUGAUAGUUAUCUCAAAGUCGACAUGUCAUGAGAUGCCUGCAGUCGCUCGUAUGCCAUUAGAUUGUAACGCUCUCUUUGCGUUCCGUCAAGUCCCGCCGCCGUAUGACUAAAUAGGAAGUUUUAGUAACGGCGACGGCAACGAGAACGUACACAAAGCAAUAGGUUUAUUGAGCAAAACAACUAGUUUGCACGUGCAUCACGCUUUUUUGUAUAUUUCUUUGCCGUUACUGCUCGACUACGACGCGAAAAUGUCUAGUUUCACGUUUUAUGGAGGACGUAAAACAAGCGACGACAAACUUUUCUUUCAACUCCAGUGAAAUUGGCCUACAUUGGCUAUUUUCAGCGAAUAAAAAUAAACACGACAAAGUUGGAAAAAACGCCAAUUCAUUUUUAAAAGUGACGUUUUCGCUGCCAUCACCUUUGUCGAUGCUAAAAGUCCCUAGUAACUUAUACUCGCUACUUUCUUCUAACAACUUUUUAGGGCGCGUAAAAAUGUGCCCUUUAAAUCUGAUCGAUCGCCGAAUAAUGGUCAAACAAAAGGUUUCUCAAAACGUGUCAGAGUAAAACCUUUCUGGCCUUUCAAAAUUUUUCUGUAUAAAAGUUAAUACAUUUUACGUAUAAAUAUGUCUUUAAAAAGUGAUGCUUAGUGCAAAAUGAAAAACGGAAACUGCAGUUUUUCCUUAGGUGACGUCAAGUUUGCCUUUCUUUUCAUUCUAAACAGAUUUCAUCGUUAAAUCAAGGUGAAAUAAAGGGAAGUGUAAAGAUCGUUUUAACUUAAGAAAAUAAAUGUGUUAGUGUACUGUCUAAGAAAUUUGCGUGCAGGAAUGGGCUGGAAUGUCAGCAAUUGUCACUUGAUAACUGAUAAACUUCCUCUGGGCAGUGUUGAUUUGUUCUGUUUCCUAUUCACAACUAUUGUAUCACUGACCUAUUAUCGAGAGAUCGUUGGAUAGUUGCAUGCUUGUUAUAAGCUACGCUUCUUCAAAGAUCAUAAAGUAAUUUUCUGAUUUUCUUGUUCUAUUCUUGAACAUUCCACUGUUUCGUAGGUGCUGGGUUAAAAAGCCUAUCGGUUAUUUGAAAACGGUAAAAUUUUGACGUUUUUCAAAAACAUGAUAAAUAAACCAAAAAGAGUUUUAGAUGAGUUCACGGCAGCUAAUGGAUCAAAUGUGCAUAUAUGCGUGCAACCUUCCAGUAUGUACUCGAGAAUGAUCCACUGACUUGUCAUGAAAUAGAUUUUUACCUCACGGGUCAAAUUCACACUUGUGGAAUGUAGCAUAUUAUCCCGUUAUUCUCUAACAAACUUGUGAUUGGGUAUAAUGGGUGAAGUAUUAUUAGCUGUUAUUAGCUGUUAUCCCGUUAUUCACUAACACGCUUGCCAUUGGAUCUAAUGCGUUUGUUAUCUGAUAACAUUAGACUAGCUCUUAGCCAAAGUCGACAUGUCAUGAGAUGCCUGCAGUCGCUCGUAUGCCAUUAGAUUGUAACGCUCUCUUUGCGUUCCGUCAAGUCCCGCCGCCGUAUGACUAAAUAACUUAUACUCGCUACUUUCUUCUAACAACUUUUUAGGGCGCGUAAAAAUGUCCCCUUUAAAUCUGAUCGAUCGCCGAAUAAUGGUCAAACAAAAGGUUUCUCAAAACGUGUCAGAGUAAAACCUUUCUGACCUUUCAAAAUUUUUCUGUAUAGAAGUCAAUAUAUUUUACGUACAAAUAUGUCUUUAAAAAGUGAUGAUUAGUGCAAAAUGAAAAACGGAAACGGCGGUUUUUCCUUAGGUGACAUCAAGUUUGCCUUUCUUUUUAGGGAGCGCGUCCAAAUAUCGGUAGGGUACCCAAUCAUGGGAAACGGACCCGAUUAAUUUUCCGAUUGUUCGGAAUCGGUACCGAUCUGUAGGCACCAGUUGCCGUUUCCGAUUACGAUAAAAACUUUGCCGAUUUAUACAUAAAAUGAAGCGUGUCACGAAACCAAAAGAGUCGUUUCACUCUAAAGUAAUUUGUAUCGACUGUACCUUUUUCCUACUCCAUAACAAAUAACAAUAUUGUAUGUUUCUGCAUGUUGUGUUUCUAUUUUGCUGAUUUGAUGCAUGCCUACACGUGAUUUUCGACGUUUUGCAGAGGUAUUUCCUUCAGUCGAUGGCAGACACCACGCUGCUCCAUAAAAUUUAUUCUAUGAAAAUUAAAAGGAGUUAAAUAUUACGACGCAAAGCACCACUGUUCUUCGUUGAUACAUAGCAAACAAAACACCAUACUGAGUAGUGUGUUCUUUACUCGAUACUUUCUAACAAUGCAAUCCAAAAAGACAACCAGAACUCACUUUCUAGAAACACAACUGGAUGCAUAGACUUGUUACAAGUAGACCUCAACGGGUUUCCUAGCGAGCGGAGCGAGAGCAAACCCAUGGAUAAUAUAAAAGCACGGGAUAAAUUUUUACGAAAAUUUGCGACUUUCAUUCAACGAUCCUAAACGCAAGGUGCAAUGCGAUCUGCGGCAAAAAAUACCGACCAAUUAGAUUGCGGCCUAAGAUUGUCUCCAGGGAAUUAGCAAAAAGAACUGAAGAUUCCUACACUCGUGAGUCACGGAAAACACGGAACGAAGUUUCAUACAAAGAGAGGAUGGCUUAGCGACUUAGUUGUUCUGUGAGCUUGAGGAUGGUGCCACGUGAAAUUGCUUUCCAUUCUCAGUGCUUACCAAAAUUUGCACUUGACUCAAGGUGGCUGACUUUUUGACAAAAAGCAGAACCUUUUUUACCGGAGUGUUCAACUAAAGCAAACUGUGCAUACAUCCGAUAAGUUUGACUCAAUUUAAUAGCGGAAAGAGAAUCGAGAAAGAGAAAACCAGUUGAGCGCCUCCAUCAGUCACUUUUUUGAGUUCAUAUGCAACCAAUAAGCAACUUGCAGCUUGAUUCUCAGACGAUGUUCUCUUCUCUCCUGUGGCAAUUUAAGCAGUUAAAGAACACAACAUGGUAACAACAUUUGCGUUUUGGUCGUGGAUGUUCUGACUUCUUUGUAUUUUUUUCGCUUAAAGUCCUAAACUGGUUAUUCCUUUAAAGAUUUCUUUCAUCAUGCGAUUUGGGUUCCAGUUACCACGGGCUCAAGCUAUUUUAAAAUUAUCAUUUUGAGAUCGUACACUUGCAAUGUACAUUGCGCCGUCUUUCACUCAAAAGACGCUCUUCAGCGUUGUUGAAUGACCUGCUGUUUCUUCUCGUGCUCAUUUUGAUACACAAAUUUAAUAUUUUCUGGUCAUACUCUGUCAUAGGUAAGUACAAACAAAUGUUCGAAACUGUGACGUUAAAUUUCGGUUCAAACAAGACACGUUUAUAAGAAAGAUAAUGUUAAUAAUAAGAAGAAACACUUUAUCUGCUGGUCUACAACAUUUAAAUUGGAAAUUUAACGUGUUUGUGCAUCGAGAACCAACAUUCACGCUUUUGCUUUUGUGACGGGUUAUUUGAGCUGCCAGAUAUUUUUGAUGACCUUUGUUAAUUGGCCCGAUAAAGACUUGAGACCCGUUGCCGAUUCCGACAUUCAACAGAAUCGGAAAAAAUCGGUGCCCAAUUGAUCGGCAUCGGUGUGACCCGAUGCCGAUAUUUGGACGCGUUCCCUUAUUCUAAACAGAUUUCGUCGUUAAAUCAAAGUGAAAUAAAGGGAAGUGUAAAGAUCGUUUUAACUUAAGAAAAUAAAUGUGUUAGUGUACUGUCUAAGAAAUUUGCGUGCAGGAAUGGGCUGGAAUGUCAGCAAUUGUCACUUGAUAACUGAUAAACUUCCUCUGGGCAGUGUUGAUUUGUUCUGUUUCCUAUUCACAACUAUUGUAUCACUGACCUAUUAUCGAGAGAUCGUUGGAUAGUUGCAUGCUUGUUAUGAGCUACGCUUCUUCAAAGAUCAUAAAGUAAUUUCCUGAUUUUCUUGUUCUAUUCUUGAACAUUCCACUGUUUUGUAGGUGCUGGGUUAAAAAGCCUAUCGGUUAUUUGAAAACGGUAAAAUUUUGACGUUUUUCAAAAACAUGAUAAAUAAACCAAAAAGAGUUUUAGAUGAGUUCACGGCAGCUAAUGGAUCAAAUAUGCAUAUAUGCGUACAACCUUCCAGUAUGUACUCGAGAAUGAUGCACUGACUUGUCAUGAAAUAGAUUUUUACCUCACGGGUCAAAUUCACACUUGUGGAAUGUAGCAUAUUAUCCCGUUAUUCUCUAACAAACUUGUGAUUGGGUAUAAUGGGUGAAGUAUUAUUAGCUGUUAUUAGCUGUUAUCCCGUUAUUCACUAACAAGCUUGCCAUUGGAUCUAAUGCGUUUGUUAUCUGAUAACAUUAGACUAGCUCUUAGCCAAAGAUAAUCUUGAUCCUGAUUGGCUCUAAUGGCUGAUAACAGGCAAUAACAGCUAACAGCAAUUAGUCCCAAUUAUAUUGAACGAGUCCCAAUUAAAUUGAACGGCUCUUAAAGGUAACUCUUGUUACCACUAGAUCAAGUGGUGAUAGCUUCCUUAACCGCGUUGAACUUCAAAACGGCUGUCUGAGUCGUGCCCACUCAAAUUUGUUCAUCUCAUCAACCUUAUGUGGAGAACCAUGUGACGAAGAAGGCCAGUUCAGCGAGGAAAAAUAUCGUGCUAACAUGGAGGCUGCAUUAAAGCAGUACAUAGAACGAGUUGACGACAGUCCUUGUAUGUGGACAACGAUAAAGCUACAAAGAGGGGCUAUUGACCAUCCCUUCUUAGAGAGAAAAAGUCGCUUACUUGUUUUCCUUAAAGGCAGUGUAAAGCAAAAAGCUGAGCUGAGAAAACAAGACCACGAGGAGUAUGAAUAUUUUGAGAAAGUGUGGAAAGUUAGACAAAAUCAUUUGGAUCACAACCUUCCAAUCAACUACAUAUUCCUGCUGAGGUGUUGUGGAAGAGAAGGCUGCCCUCAUCCUCUGUGUGAAAGAAGUGCACGUCACCGAGAAAUCCCUGUGAGGACAAAUCAGGCGACAGUGAGAGAUGCGAGCAAGGAAAUUUUUUGCAUUUGCUGUCAGCCAGAAGGAGAUAAAUUCAUGAUAUGUUGCGAUCAAUGUGGCGAGUGGUUCCAUUGUGACUGUAUUCGGAUAACAGAGGAAGAAGGAAACAAGAUGGCUGACGAUGACGUCUCUUUCGUAUGCCAGCAGUGCCGCAAAUUAGUUGAUGACAAUUCCCAAACAGAAAUCCUUCCGAAGUGGUACCCGGACGGACCCUAUUUUGAUUUCUUCCCUUACUAG
Porites lobata is the source of this 10690-nucleotide messenger RNA. Lineage: Eukaryota; Metazoa; Cnidaria; Anthozoa; Scleractinia; Poritidae. The record is from the annotation of a GenBank genome assembly.